This is a messenger RNA of Cololabis saira (Pacific saury), 5063 nucleotides long. RefSeq names its product fibroblast growth factor 4B-like. Gene Ontology annotation, cellular component: cytoplasm. Bases 456 to 1106 code for a protein of 216 amino acids. Gene Ontology annotation, molecular function: growth factor activity; fibroblast growth factor receptor binding. Lineage: Eukaryota; Metazoa; Chordata; Actinopteri; Beloniformes; Belonidae. Gene Ontology annotation, biological process: positive regulation of cell population proliferation; animal organ morphogenesis; cell differentiation. The record is from RefSeq and is a predicted model, not a curated record. The transcript is spliced from 3 exons.
GCUUUUUCCCUUCGCCACCCUCGUAUUAUCUCAGCGGUGAAGUCAGCAUGAUGUCAUCAAGGGAUGCGAUAUCCUUGGAAAGGUUGCAUCAGGGUUUUUGGUGAGUGAUUGCCUGGAGGGUUUUAUUCCGAACUCUUGCUGGGAGAGAGACUGUCAGAGGGAAGAGAGAGGAGGAGGAGAGAGUGCGUGUGUGUGUGUGAGAGAGAGGGGCGCGGAGGAGCUACAAAACAUGGUAAUCACCAGCACCAACAUCACCAUCACCACCAUCACCACCAUCAUCACCAUCACCUCCAGCUCUGCCGCGCACUCUCCCGUCUCCUCUCCGCGCCUCACACCCGCAGCCCCGACCCGCUCACCAAAAAUAACCCUCAGCCAGCAUGCCGAAGGAAGCAAAACAAGAAGAGCGGUAUUUUUAGGGCCAUUAAUUUCGACCACGUGGCCCGACGGUAGAGCGGAUGGCCGUUGCGCAAAGGUUCCUCGCCAGUAUGUCCUGCGAGGCCGGCACGCACCGGCCGCUGCGCGCGGCGGCUCUGCUGGGCUUCGUGCUGAUGGGGCUGGUGUGCGCGCACCCGCACCCGCUCCCGCUCCCGCACACGCUGCCCGGCGGCAGGACCAACGCAACUUUGCUGGAGAGGCGAUGGGAGACGCUGUUCUCCCGCUCCGUGCUGGGGAUCUCCGGGGAGAAGCCGGAGCUCAACUGGGAGAGUGACUAUCUGCUGGGCAUCAAGAGAGUGCGGAGGCUCUACUGCAACGUGGGCAUCGGGUUUCACCUUCAGGUCCUCCCCGACGGCAGGAUAAACGGUGUACAUAAUGAAAACCAGUACAGUUUAAUAGAGAUCUCUACGGUGGAGAGAGGAGUGGUGAGCCUCUACGGAGUGAAGAGUGAGUUGUUUGUCGCAAUGAACAGCCGUGGGAGGUUAUACGGAACGACAGUCUUCCAUGAUGAGUGCAAGUUCAACGAGACCUUGCUCCCGAACAACUACAACGCCUACGAGUCUCUGGUUUACAGAGGAUCCUACAUAGCACUGAGCAAGCACGGCCGUGUGAAGAAAGGCAACAGGGCCACCACUGCCAUGACUGUGACGCACUUCUUACCCCGAAUAUGAUGAGAAAAAUCUGGCAAUAACAAACUUAUUUGCACAUGUGGAUUAUUUUCCAGGUAACACAAAUACCAUAUACGUUCGAACAAACAAAAGACAACAUGGACUUCAAAAGAAAGAAACAAAGUUAUAUCUGAUAGUAUUUAUUCAAACUUUAUAUGUAUAUUUGGGUAGUUUACUUUGUUUUAGAAAUGAUAGAAAUGCCAUUCUGUGCUGCUUUUAUGAGUUUUGUCAUGUUGUGAAAUGAAGGGAAUAGACAGGCAUCAUUGGUCCCUUUAGUUUUCAUGGGUGCUUGAUGGAAGUGGUCGUGCCCCUGCCCCGCCAGUCCGUGACAUUUCACCUUUUUUUUUUUUUUUUGGAAGUGAAAUGGGGAUGUUAAUAUCUCACAGAAACAUAUCAUGAUAAGAAAAUGCAGAAAAAGAUAAAAGUGGGCAUGAAGUUUCCACACCGAGGAGCCCCCUUCUAUUUAAAAAGAAAAAAAAAAAAGUUUUGUUGUUAUUCGUCAAGAACCCGGACAUUUCCCGUUUACUAUGUUUGAGUGUCACUGUCAGGGCAACUAGAGCGCUUGUAAACUGGUCCGUGUCUUUUCUUGUUUUGUCAUGAGGUGGCUGUGCCUUGAAUUCCUUCCUUGCCCUUGCAUGCGAGAAAUGUGGUGCUCAAGUCAGAAAUAGGAAUGAUACGCAAGUCAUCACUCCCUCAGACGCCACCGGGGACUUCAGCCCAACUCUCUGAGGGUCUGAGGUGUCUCCACUUUAUUCUCUUUUCCAUAAAUCAAUGAGGCAAUUGACACUCUUUGCUACACACGACCCAGUGGAGCUUCCUGUUAACAUGUGGAGAUUCAGAUCUGGGAUCAGCGCUUGAUCCUUCCACGUCACGUCCAAGGGAGUUUUGACAAUCCCAGGUUUUGCUUUCACAAGUUCAGCAGCUGGGUCAUCGAGCCAGACUGUGUGUGGCUGUUCUUCAUCUAUGUAGGUACACGUGUACAAUUGAUUUAGAUAUGCUUCACUUCAUCAUUUUGGUCAUUUGCUCAAUAUCGAGGGCAAAUCUGUAGCAGAAUCUAAUACUAUAAAACAUCUCUGCCGUGCUCUCUCUUCAACCCCCCACCUCUAACUGAGCUAAUGCGCUCUGUUGUGUUGGGACUAAACAUUUGGCCACUGACCUCAUGACAAACUACUAGGCUACUGUUUUUAAGGACACAGUCCAACGAUGGGAGCUGUUUGAUGAAGUAAAGUUUUGUGUUGAUGCAGAGAUUACUUAACUUACUGAGUACUGUAUGUCACCGAUUAAUCAAAUCACUGUAAAUAUGACCGUUUUCGGUGUUGACUGGAGAUAAUCUAAAUGUUCCAGUUGGGCUUAGAGAGGACAGGAACUAACUGGUGCGAUGUUCAUGAUGUUACUUUCUUUUUUUUUUUUUUUUAAAGCAAUGCUCGAUGUCACUAAAAGUGUGAUAAGAUAAAUAAGUUAUCCCAGUGUUUUAAGCUACGUAUUCAGAUUGUUCACCGAGGUGCAGGAGGCAUUUUUUGCGAUAGAAGCAUGAAGUAGAUGUAAUGCCCACGCUGCUCUCUCAGAUGUAAAUCUUUCCUUUGUGUAAACAAACGGAAGCGAACAACAAACCCAGCAGAAAACAGCAAUAGGCGGAUUUAUGUGGCGCUUUGUUGCAAAGACUGUUUGUUAGACUUGACGAAGAUGAGAAUAAUAUGUGGAUAAAACACCUGAGCGUCUGGCUCCUCGUUGGUCAAUGACAAUCUUGUGCAUCAAGGUCAGAGACGUGGGCGUCCCGUCCUCCCUGUCUCUCACAUCGGCAUGUAGUUCUGGUCUGCUGCAACUUUUAUUUGUCGCUUUACAGAACACUGCACCUGUUAGGCUAGUUGUUGGAAAGAGAAAGAAUGGUUGCAAUGUUUAAUUUAUUAAUUUAUUGUACAUAUGAGCAGCAUUUUAAAUCCUGCAAUGAGGUGCGUUUCAGCAGGACUUUUAUUCAUUUUGGAACAAGCUACUAGUACAAGAGCAGCUUGGUGAAAUAGCGUUUCAACCAUGUAGCACAGCUCCUCCUGUAGGUGUGUUAUCAUAUUUUACCUCAUGCCCUCCAUUAUAACUAUAAUUCACUGACAACACGUUUGUGAGCUAUAGAAGAUGUGCCCUUUAAGCUUGAGCUUCUGUUUUGUAGCAGAGACAAAUGUGCAGUAACUAGUGAGGGUCUGUGUGAGUAUGUAUUUGUACGUAUGUAUUUGACCGCCCGAACACACUCCUGUCAUGUUCUGUCUGCCAGAGUAGAAGAUAGAGAGGCUAUCUGAGCAGUUUGCCCUGCAUCAGGGGUAACGGGCCUUGUCUGGCUGUGCACGCUGAUGCACUGCGUUGCCCUCGCAGGAGAGGACGAAGGGUUGGAAAAAGCUGCUGAUGAAUAUGUGUUGAGAGAAAGCUGUGGUUUGAGCUGGUAGAUUUGUAGCAAAAGCCGAUGUUAAAUGAAUCAAACGCUUCCAGGAGAAGGACACUUGAGCAAAACUAUCUGAUGGACUGAAUACUGUGAUCCAGAGCAACUUGAGACUCCCAGGAUGUCAUGUAUGUUUCUGAAUGUUGACGCCACUGAUUAUUGUCUUUAGAAGAUUUCGCCUUGAGCAUCUUAUUACUCAUUUUGACUAACGAGCCUUUAUCAUAUCACUCUGAUUGGGAAAUGACUACUGAUAGAUUUUUCUUGGCAGAUUUCAUGACAUUUUUUAAAUUUAAAUUUUAUUUAUACAUUUUCUUUUUUUUUAAAUGAUGGAGUGCAAUUUUCUUUGCAGGAGAAGAAACUGUUUUCUCUUACUCUUGUCAAAACAGGCUGAUGUGCCAUAUCAAACUUGGUUGUUUUGAUGUGUUAAUUACUGUCUGCUAUUUCGGGCUUAUCGUGGUGCACUUCAGAGGACGCUGUCAUCACAACAGUGAUUUGAGCAGCAGAGUGGGAACUGUAAAGUCACAAUCGCUUCUCGACCUGUAAGGCACACCUGAUAAGUCGAUCUUGCGGGGGAGUGAAGCUGGUGACAGAUUUUCCAAGUGUGCCAGUUGGACGUCUGAAGGAAACAUUGCUGUUACCAAUUCUACAACUUUUGCAUGAUGCUGUUGUGAAGCAGAAAAAGUUGUAGCCGUCUAGCAGUAACUAAGAGAAGGUAGUCAAUGGUGAGAAAAUAUCUCUUUUUCGACAUUACUUCCUUAAUUCCUCAAUCUGCAUGUAGAGUUCUGAGUGGACUAGAUAUGUCUUACCCCUUUGAUUAAGGAUCCAGUGUCUGGAUAUUGCCAUUGUGCUGGUUUUAAAAUGUGUUGGUUCACAGGGAACUGGAGGUCUGUGGGCAGAUCUGGGAUCAGACAUGUGUGAGUGUGUGUCCCUGUGUACCAGCAGCCUUUGUGUUUCUCUCUCAGUUAUCUAUUCCUGCACUGAGGGGAGAGUGCUUCCUCUGAGUCCCCCUCCUCUUUUUUAACAUAUACCUCACCUUCUGCCUUAGUUCCGAUUAUUGAAAUGAUUGUAAAUUAGUUUGAAACAACAGACUUCUCCAAUCAUUUGUUUCUGAAAAAAAUAUGAUGACGAGUAAGAAAAAAAUACUAUAUUACAAAUGGUUUUCCUUUUAUUUUUGUACGUAUGUGCUGUGCACAGCAGUCAACUGUAUUCCUGAGAUGACAAUAAAGGAUGUUUUGUAAAAUCUUUUGUGAUUGAAUUCAUUAGAUUUGUGUGUUUCACUCACUUCACACUAAUCAAUCCUGUAAAAACAUGAAUUACUGUGGGAGCUGGGAUGAAUCUGUGAAGUCUAAGUGAAAAGUUUAAACAUAGUCAGUCAUGUUCUGUAAAUUGUCUUAAGGCAGUGUGGAGCGCCCUCUGUCGGUGAAGAGGGGGACGGCAACAGUCUGACGGGCAGGAGCCGAAAUCAGUUUUCUUUCUACUUUCGAUUAAUUUCAUAAAACGUCAUUAGCAAAAACAAACCUUUUUGAGCUUUUUCC